AUGACCGCCCUCGACUCUGGCGCCGGCGCUCACGUCCUGGUGUUUCCAUUCCCUUCACAAGGCCACAUGAUACCUCUCCUGGACCUCACCCAUCAACUCGCCACCCGCGGGUUAUCCAUCACCGUCCUCGUCACCCCACAAAACCUCUCUCUCCUUAACCCUCUUCUCUCUAAACACCCAUCCAUCAGAACCCUAGUCUUGCCUUUUCCGCCGCACCCUUCGAUUCCUGCCGGCGUGGAGAACUCCAAAGACCUGUCGGGCAAGUACUUCGGUGCUAUGCUAAUCACCCUAGGCGAACUCUACAAUCCUAUCGUCGAUUGGUUCAGAACCCACCCUUCUCCUCCGGUGGCCAUUAUCUCCGAUAUGUUCCUUGGAUGGACCCAGCAGCUUGCAUGCGAGCUCGGCAUUCACCGCGUCGUGUUCUCUCCCUCUGGCGCUAUGUCGCUGUCCGCCAUGUAUAGCUUGUGGAGGGACCUACCAAAAAUUGAAGACCCCACCAAUCUAAAGGCUACCAUUUGCUUUUCAAAAAUGCCAAAUUCGCCGGUUUUGGCCUGGUGGCAAGUCUCUGGUUUAUAUCGUAGAUAUAUUGAAAGAGCGCCAUUUUCAGAAUUCACCAAAGAUAUAUUUCGGGGCAAUAUAGCGAGUUGGGGGCUGGUGAUUAACUCGUUCACUGAGUUGGAAGGAGACUAUUUGGAUUAUCUGGCGAAUGAGUUGGGCCACGAUAGAGUUUGGGAUGUUGGGCCGUUACAUUUUCUUGAUGGAGAAAAAUCUGGGCUAAUGGAUAGGGGCGGGCCCAGUUCGGUUUCGGCUGACGACAUACUGACGUGGCUGGACACGUGCGGAGAUAACAAGGUGGUCUACGCGUGCUUCGGAAGCCAAGCGGUGUUGAAUAACAGGCAAAUGGAGGGCCUGGCACUAGGCUUGGAGAAGAGCGGGGCCAGGUUUAUCUGGUCCAUCAAGGAGCCCACGAAUGAGCACGUGGAGGGAGAUCACUGGGCACUCCCACCUGGAUUCGAAGAUCGUGUGGCUGGGACUGGGAGAGGCCUUAUAAUAAGAGGGUGGAGCCCACAAGUCAUGAUACUGAGUCACCGAGCCGUGGGCGCGUUCUUGACUCAUUGCGGGUGGAAUUCGAUACUAGAAGGACUUGUGGCUGGGGUGUCGAUGCUUGCAUGGCCCAUGGCGGCUGACCAGUUUUUGAACUCAAUUCUGUUGGUCAACGAGUUGAAGGUGGCGGUGAAGGUGUGCGAGGGGGCAGAAAGUGUUCCUGACUCGACCGAGUUGGCUCGAGCUGUGACGUUGUCGGUGAGUGAGAACUGGGCAGCGAGAGAGCGGGUCACCGAGUUAAGAAGGGCAGCGGUGGAAGCAAUCAAACCAGGAGGGAGUUCAGCGAAGAAUUUAGAUGCAUUGGUGAAGCAUUUAUCCGAAUUCAAUUUACAGGAAAAAUAAUAGAAUUUUUUAAUUGUAUAGUAAAACUUUCCUUCCAACCGUCUUUCACCCUUCACAAUCAUUCUUUCUUUUCAUCACCUCUUUACUUUGACAAUUGUUUUUCCAAAAAUUCAAAUUAUCAGGCAUCAUGAGAGUACCCCCUUCAACAUCCUAGAAGUUUGGACUUUCAGUUUGCACUCGACAUAACAUUAGAAGAUCCGAAACUAUAUUAUAAAAAUAAGAUAAUCUAGGACGCCGCUCGGGAAUAGAAGGCGUCACCACAACUGGAUCUAAAAUUAUUUGGCUGAGUCUAGUUCACUGGAAUCAAACUCCGUUAGUGGACGGUGGACCCAGAAAUAGGAUGCCCCUGCACAUGUCCAUUGGUGCCCUUUUCACAUUUCAGCUCCUUGAGUCGCUCCACCAAGUCGUCUAAAUCUCUAUCAGAGCUGCCUCCAUUGGCUGCGCUCAAGGCUGCGUCGCGUAGUUCCAUGGCUCGAACCUUCUCCGGCCUGCUUCCAUCCACUGCCUCUGAUAAUAUCCGAGCCAACUCAGUUGAAUCGGGAACUCUCCGAGUCUCCUCAGCAACUCGGAUCCCUACUCCUACCUCAUUAACCAACAAGUUAGCAUUGGUGUAUUGGUCAGCGCCCAUUGGCCACGUCAGCAUCACCAAGCCGGCGGCCAGCCCCUCCAGGGUGGAAUUCCAGCCGCAGUGAGUCAAGAAUGCACCCACGGCUCGGUGCCUCAGUAUCUGCACCUGCGGGGCCCACCCCCUUAUCACAAAACCUCUGUUGCCCACACGAUCUUCGAACCCCUCUGGGAUCACGCCGCUUUCGCUUGCCACGUCCCCUUUUCCCUGUUGUCUCACACACCAGAUAAAAUUGACUCCGCUUGCCUCCAAUGCAGCAGCCAACACAACCAUUUGCUGAUUUGGAAGACUAGUACGACUCCCAAAGCAUAUAUAAACAACAGAAUCAUUUUCGCACUGAUCAAGCCACGAUAGCACCUUAUGAGAUGGCACCGCGCUGGACCCACCCCGUUUUGCAUCAUCAUCCUCAGGUGCCGGCAGUAAGGGACCCACUGCCCAGACCCGGUUGUGACCCAUGAGUUUCUUCAUAGCCUCGAUGUAAACUCGUUCCAACUCAGUGAACGUGUUGACGACGAGACCCCAACUCGCUAUGUUGCCCAACAUGCAAUUCCUGAAAAAUUCCUUAUCUGGGUCUCCAUCCUCAAGAUUGCGAUACAGCACAGAGAUCUGCCACCAUGGGUAACUUGGGGAAUUGGGAAUGCUAGGAAAGGAAACCAUGAAAUCGUGAUUCUCGGGUUCAUCAUUCUUGGGUCGGUCGCGCCAGACGGCAUAACCAACAGAGAGACCCAAGACGCCGGAUGGGGAGAAGACAAUAUGUGACACGCCCAGCUGACAGGCAAUUUUGUGUGUCCAACCCAAGAAAAAAUCAGAUACGAUGGCCACAGGCGGAUUAGGGUGGGAGUGGAACCACUGGAUGAUGUCAUCAGAUAAUCCAGUCAUGGCCCGCAAGUUAAACAGGAGAUUUUUGGCUGACACAGGACCUGAUUCCGGUAGGGGAAGAACCAGGCUUUGAAAAGAAGAAGGGUACUUGGAGAGGAGGGAAUCGAGUAAGGGGAGAUUUGAGGGUGUAACCAAAACGGUGACUUCUAGGCCGCGGCUGAGUAAUUUAGUGGCGAGGUCGAGGAUGGGGAUGAUAUGGCCUGAACUAUAAAAAGGGUAGAGGAGGACGUGAGCAGCGGCGGUGGUCAACAUGGUCGUAGCUUCAGGACCUUAUAGAAAGGAAAAGAAGGAAAAAUGGAGAUGU
Molecule: messenger RNA, 3254 nt
Organism: Vitis vinifera (wine grape)
Lineage: Eukaryota; Viridiplantae; Streptophyta; Magnoliopsida; Vitales; Vitaceae
Product: UDP-glycosyltransferase 89B2
Exons: 1
Coding region: 1-1446 (481 amino acids)
Molecular function (GO): UDP-glycosyltransferase activity
Source: RefSeq, a predicted model, not a curated record